Molecule: messenger RNA, 5089 nt
Organism: Gallus gallus (chicken)
Lineage: Eukaryota; Metazoa; Chordata; Aves; Galliformes; Phasianidae
Gene: SLC37A3
Product: solute carrier family 37 member 3
Exons: 15
Coding region: 1169-2674 (501 amino acids)
Biological process (GO): transmembrane transport
Cellular component (GO): endoplasmic reticulum membrane
Molecular function (GO): transmembrane transporter activity
Source: RefSeq, a predicted model, not a curated record
ACUUCCUGAGCGCCGCGGCGGUGAGGUACGUGGGGCUGCGGGGCCGCGCCCGGGUUGUGUCUGGUUGCUGGCGGCUGGGUCGGGGGGUGGCUUUAUGUUGUGCCUGGGGAGGUUCGGGUUGGGCGUUAGGGAACGUUUCUUCUCGGAAAGAGCGGUGCUGCGGUGACACAGGCUGCCCAGGGAGGUGGUGCAGUCACCGUCCCUGGAGGUGUUCCAGAGCCGUGUGGAUGUGGCACUGAGGGACGUGGGCAGUGGGCAUGGUGGGGGUGGGCUGCUGGUUGGACUGGGUGAUCUUAGUGGUCUUUUCUAACAUUAUGGUUCCGUGAUUCUAUAGAAAGAUGGUACCUCUGGAGUCAGACCCAGCACUCAGCCCUGCAGGCGCUGGGUGUUGUGGGCAAACAGAUCUGUGCCUGUGUGUGCUGGCACCAGGGGAGCAGUAAAUCUCUGUGCAGGCAGCUUGCAUGGGGAAGGAACUUCUCCCUCAGUGUUGCACAAGCUGCGGUGUGUUGCUGUCCUCUGGAGACCUCUGUUAUCUGCUGCAGCGUUCAGGAGAGGGAGGAGCAGCAGAGGGCUGCUGGAAAGAAAUGGCACCCACUGACAUCCAUCGGCGCUUGCUGAACGCUUAUGCAGACCAAACAGUGGAUGUGAGCACAGAGAGGCUGUGGGUGGUGUGUUUCAGCAGUGGCAGCAGUGACGUGAAGGACAAGUUGCAUUCCAGAUUGCCACGCACAGCUGUGCACCACAGAGUGAAGAGUCUCUCCAUCAGCUCAUCCGUGUGAAUGGGUGGCUUAUGACCAGGGAACGGUGUACAGAGCUGAAUAUCGGCUUCAGUGCAUUGGAAAUGAUGAUGACAACGUUGGAGUAUUGCAGAGUUUGCACAAAGUGGGUCCCGUGGAUGCUCAUGUAGGAUCAGAAAGAGCAGUACGUGCAAGUUUGUCAGGACCUAUUGAACCAAUAUGAGGCUGAAGGUGAUGCUUUCCUGUGUCACAUCAUUACCAGUGAUGAGACAUGGUGUCACCGCUAUGAGCUGGAGUCAAAACAACAGUCCGUGGAGUGGUGACAUGCAAAUUGCUCACUGAAGAAAAAGUUCAAGACAAACCCUCAGCAGCAAGAAGACAAAAUGACCUAAGCACCAACCAACCUUUGCUGCUGGAGCAGGAGCAGGGCCAUGGCUGUGCCUGGAAGCUCGCGGAGACAGCCUUCAAACAGAGGCCUGGUGUCCCAUUGCACUCACCAUCAUAUUGUUGUGUUCCUGCUGACCUUCUUCAGUUAUUCCUUGCUCCAUGCUUCCAGAAAGACGUUCAGUAAUGUCAAAGUCAGCAUUUCAAGCCAGUGGACUCCAUCCUGCCUAAACAGCACAACCUUUGAGCUCCGGCCAAAUGAGCUAUGGAACAGCAACCAUUUAUUUCCAAAUGCAGAAGAAGCAACUCUCUUCUUGGGAACAUUGGACACUAUUUUUUUGUUUUCCUAUGCUGUGGGUCUCUUUGUGAGUGGCAUUGUGGGAGACCGCCUGAAUUUACGCUGGGUUUUGUCUUUUGGCAUGUGUUCAUCUGCUCUGGUGGUAUUCUUCUUUGGUACGCUCACAGAGUGGUUGCAUUUCUACAACAAGUGGUUCUACUGCUGUCUGUGGGUUGUGAACGGCUUGCUGCAGUCCACUGGUUGGCCCUGUGUGGUUGCUGUCAUGGGCAAUUGGUUUGGAAAAGCUGGGAGAGGUUUUGUAUUUGGCCUCUGGAGUGCCUGUGCAUCUGUGGGAAAUAUCCUUGGGGCGUUCCUUGCCUCCUGCGUUCUCAAGUAUGGCUACGAGUAUGCCUUCUUGGUGACUGCCUCAGUCCAGUUUGCUGGAGGAGUAAUCGUCUUCUGUGGGCUCCUGACUUCACCAAAGGAAGUGGGCCUUCCUGAGCUUGGAGCAGAUGAAGAAGGCAGUGUGGAGGAAGAUGCCAACAGACCUUUGAUGGGCGAUGAUGAUGCAGAUGACGAUGAAGGCAAUUACUCUAUUCAAGCAGCUGACACUGACAGCCAACCAAAGGCCAUCGGCUUUUUCCAGGCUUGUUGUCUUCCAGGUGUAGUACUGUAUUCUUUGGCCUAUGCCUGCCUGAAGCUGGUGAAUUACUCCUUCUUCUUCUGGCUGCCCUUCUACCUCAGCAACAACUUUGGAUGGAAAGAAGCAGAAGCUGACCAGCUUUCCAUCUGGUAUGAUGUGGGAGGAAUCAUAGGUGGAACUAUCCAGGGUUUGAUUUCUGACGUGCUGCAAAAGAGAGCCCCAGUGCUAGCAAUUAGCCUGCUCUUUGCUGUAGGCUCUCUCUUUGGAUACAGCCGUUCGCCUAAUAGCAAACCUAUCAAUGCUGUGAUCAUGGCAAUUACAGGAUUUUUCAUUGGUGGCCCUUCUAACAUGAUCAGUUCUGCAAUUUCUGCUGACCUGGGGCGCCAGGAUUUGGUGAGAGGCAGCAGUGAGGCUCUGGCAACAGUCACGGGGAUUGUGGAUGGAACUGGCAGCAUUGGUGCUGCAGUGGGCCAGUAUCUGGUGUCUUUGAUCCAAGAGAACCUGGGAUGGAUGUGGGUUUUCUAUUUCUUCAUUCUAAUGACGAGUUCAACCAUCCUGUUCAUUUCGCCGUUAAUAGUGAGGGAGAUCAGACUGCUUCUGCACGAGCGGCGCCUGCGGAUGCUGGCUGAGUGAUUUCUGCCUUUCUCCGGAAGGACUGUUGUCUGAACCUGACGGCUGGGACACUAAUCACAUCCCUGGGAGACUUGUUGGUUACACCUUCCAGGUUUGGACUAGUUCAGAAUGGCUCUGCGAGCUGUGCUCCGCCUGCCUUUGCGAGCUCAGUAUCGCAGUACCAAAUACCUGUCCUGAGACCAUCUGCGUCAUGGAGCUGCUGCUCAGAGCUGGGCGAUCCACAGGGCUGGUGGGUUGUCCCAGCCGACCAGGCUUCUCCAUGCCAGCAGUCACAUCGGAGUCUGCUGUUGGGUGCUCUCACUGCUAUUCCCUUACUUAUUUAUUUCUAGAUGUCCUGACUACAGGUCAGGUGUUUAAAACUGACAUUAGGGAGGCUGUCUCGCAAUGAAUUUUGAUGCUUUGUUGUGCUGGUGAAAGCAUACAGUGCAUUUCAUGGGUAGUCUCAAUUUGCAAUCACUGUAGCUUUUAGAAAGGGCAAAAACUAUUUGGAAUUUGUGCUGUCCACUUGUUUCAAAAAUCCUGUUGCUAAAUCUCUGCACAGAUGGACCUCUGCUGUCCCUGGCUGAUAACUGUCUCCUAUUCCAGCAGAUUUGCAUGGAGAGGCUAACUCCAUAUUUUAUUUUAUUUUAUUUUAGCAUUUUUUUAAUUAAUAAUAUUACUACUAAUCUCUGGGAAAUGAGAUUUUGGUUUUUUAAAAUAUUUAAGCAGACAAAUGGCGUGCAAUAUUUAGGUGGUAUUUUACAGUGAUCUCUGAGAAAAAGCCUUAACAGAUCCUUUGCCUCUAAAGGAACUUUGAAUGGCUUUGGGGAUCAGCAAUGGGACACAAAUACUUUCACUACCAGGUUGUGUUUUGUACUUUGAUCAAUACUGACCAAACUGGGAUUGUCUGGUGCUCCUCUGAAGGAAGCGAGUGUCGCUGAUUGCGUCCUUAUGGGGCAACUACUUUUAACUCCAGCAAGGGAUAAAUUGGAUGAAUUUAAGGGACCUGGCUGCUCUCAGGCAAGGGCUUCCAGACAGGGACUGAAGCAUCCUCCUGGAGCAGUACCAAGAAGCAAAUGCUGCUGUCUCCCCUGUGCUGCCCUCUGUGCGGCUGCGUAGGGGAGCUUAUUCUCCAGUGCUCUGAAGUUGAGUUGUACGUCGGAGUAUAGAUGCAAGUGAGCUCUAAAAUCACGUGGCUGCACUUGGGAUGGGAGUGUUUGAGCAUUUUGCAGUGCUGCAGCCAGCAGGAUGGCUGACUGACACCUCUGACACCUGAUGGUGUUAUUCACGGGAUCACUGAAUAAGUUCUCAACAAAUUGUCUUCUGCUUUUGCCUCGGGAUGUUUGUGUGAUAGGUAUGUGUUAACCAGCAGAUCUUUGAUCAAACACUCGACCUAACUGGACAGCGAUGCCUGGUGGGGGCCAGGGGCAGGAAAAUCCUUGAGAAUCGGAUACUGUUUUUAAUGGGAAAAUUGCCUUUUUAACAUGUACAGUGACUUGGUUUUGUUUUGUUUUGUUUUUAAUUUAUGAAUGUCAAUUUUUAAUCAUGUGAUGAUUGUAACGAGCCGAAUGUGAUUAGUGCCUUAUGGUUUUACUGUAUGGAACGGUUGCUUGGUGAUCGCCGCUCUUGCAGCGACAGCUCCGGGCACAGCUUUCCUAACGCAGAAGCUCGGCUACUUCAUUUUUAUACUUCUUUUUAAAGUCUUUUUCUUUCCUGGUGGAGGUGAUUGUUGCCUUCUUUGCUAAUCCUCUAAAGGUGUUGGUGCUUGGGAAAAUGAUACCGUUAAUCUGACGGGGGACCUGAAAUCCUGUUCUUGUCUAUUCUCAUUCCCAUUCCAAUUUUGCCCGUAUAAUUAGAGCAGGGGACCGAGAAUCUAUCAUCAGGCUCUCACAAUUAUGCCCUGGGGUUGCUGUUCACGUCCCAAGCUACUCAUUAGCUCCUGUACAAAUAGAAUCAAAACUCCCUGAAACAGAGUUCCGAAAUUGAUGGUGGCACCGUUUGGCCCAGCCGUGCUGUCUGAGACGCUCGGUUUCAAAUUCCAGCCUGGAUGGGCUCUCUGACCGCUGCCCGGGAGCAAAAUAAGCUGCGAUGAAAGGUGGGGUGGGAAGGGGACGUCGCCGGGGGCGGGGGGUGGCAGCCCCUGGAACAAAUGGCUUCCUGUAAACAGCUCUGUCCCCUCUUGAGAAGUGUCAGAAGUGCUGUGAGCGGGCACAGGCUGCCCUGCAGCUCGCAUCUACGUGCAGCGCUGCUCUGAGGCCCUGACCUUAGCGAGGCCUUCCCGUGUCUUCAGCAUUUCGGUUGUAGUUGUCAUCCUGCCUUUGUGUCCUGUGUAUUUCUUCAAGGUGCUCAGAAGGAGAAAAGUUUUCAAUCUGACAGUGCCCAAACCAAUCUCUCACCAAUAAACUCGCCAAUAAACUUUGACUUGAGCUGGGCUAA